This is a messenger RNA of Teleopsis dalmanni, 3523 nucleotides long. RefSeq names its product protein spire (gene spir). Bases 346 to 3516 code for a protein of 1056 amino acids. Gene Ontology annotation, molecular function: actin binding. The transcript has 19 exons. The record is from RefSeq and is a predicted model, not a curated record. NCBI's taxonomy places the organism in Eukaryota, Metazoa, Arthropoda, Insecta, Diptera, Diopsidae. Gene Ontology annotation, biological process: establishment of meiotic spindle localization; actin filament polymerization; Golgi vesicle transport. Gene Ontology annotation, cellular component: cytoplasmic vesicle membrane; cell cortex.
GUCUGUCAGUGGCAGUUGACCAAUAUAUGAAAAAAGAGAGUAAACGGUUGAUCGAGUUGAAAUAUUAAAAUUUGUUUUGUUUUUCUGUUUGGAAAGUAACAAUGCAAAUCGUGAAAAAUAUAAUUUUUAAAUGAAAAUAAAUAAGUUAUGUGACUUAAAACGUAAUUUGUGGUAUUAGUUUGCUGCUUUAAUCAAAUGCCAGCAAAACUAGAAAUCUUAUACUUUCGAAACAGACCCGUCAUUUUAAUUUUAUAUUUUUAAAGUCUAAAUUCAAAAUUUUUAUUUUAUAAUUUGAUCUAAAAACUGAAGACAUUCAAUAAUUAAUCGUGGUUAAUCCCCAUCGUCAUGACUGAAGGCGAAGAAAAUUGUCUGGCGUUGCAAAAGUUCAAUUGCAACUCUGAGGGCAAAUCUUCACAAAUGAUGGCAAAUGAAAACAGUACGGAAACUAUUGACUCCACAUCGCCAACUAAUUCAACAGACUCAUCUAACACGAGUGAUACAAGUGAAUUAACCGUGCCCAGUGCUACCAGACCAAAUUCAAUCCAUGGUUGCGCAAAUCCAGAAGGAUGCGUGACACUGCAAAAAAUAUUGGAAUCAUUCAAAUCUGCUCUUUCGGAGGAACAGGCCUGGGCACUGUUAUAUCAAUACACCGCUUUUUACAAAAACGCAGCACAACUGAAAAAUGGCUGCAUCUUUCAAAUGGCAGAGAUACCUGAAAAUAUUGAUCAAUUCCACAUACAAGUAGAUGGAGCGGUGCACUGUUCUUGUGCUAUAUCCACAACCACAGAACUCACAACAAAAGACGUACCACCUGAAAGAAAUAAGGAAAUUGAUUUUCACAAAGCAGUUGCGGCCAAAUUGAUACUACGCAGGAUUGCCAUCAAUAUUUAUGCAGUGCUGGAUUACAACCUACCAGCAGAAGAACAAUGUCAAAUGUCACAAGAGCUAGAAAAUUUGAUAACUUUAAUGACAGCUGAUGAAAACGAUGACGAUUGCGUUGAUGAAGGAAUUGAAGAUAUUAAACGUUGGGAUGAGUAUGGUGAAGAUAAAGGCGAAAAUUUUAAUGAAUUUGAAUAUGUAUUGAAGGCAUGUGAGGAACACAUAAAACCAACAAGCCCGGAAGAUCACUAUAAAGCUGUCUGUCGUGCUUUAGUAUCCGAGGCGAUUGAAUUUAAUGCAUUUCUCCAACACGUUCUACAUGGUCCUUCAGAUAUGCACAUGGAAGAAGAAUCUCAAACAUCACAACAAGAAUUAGCACAACUGGGUUUUAUGGAUUGGGCAAGAUUUUGGGUUCAAGUAAUUGAUGAGCUGCGACGUGGCGUUAGAUUAAAAAAGCGAAACUACGAACGUACUCCUAUAGAAUACGAGUUGACGCCCUAUGAAAUUCUAAUGGAAGACAUCAGAUUCAAACGCUAUCAACUACGCAAGGUAAUGGUCAAUGGGGAAAUUCCACCUAGAGUUCGAAAAAGCGCACAUGCACUGAUAUUAGAUUUCAUCAGAUCACGUCCGCCAUUGAAAAAGGCCUCUGAGCGGAAACUUCCACCUCCUCGUAAACGUGAACUGUCAGCACGUGAAGAACUCUUGGACUCCAUUCGUAAAGGACAACAACUUAAACAUAUACACCCGCCCACUUUACCGCGACUAAAAGAUCGGUUGCUUAUGUCAUCAACAUCAUCAAUUGUUGCUCCUAUUGUUACAACAUCAUCUGCAACUACCCAAUCAUCCGCACAACCCACAUCUGCAUCAAGCUCUAACACAAACCUGCAAAACAAAAUCAACUCAUUAAAAGAAAACCUGGACCCACAUAUGUCUCGAUCAAAGCAGCGGCUCAUCAAGGUGGAUUUUUCAUUGCUAGAAGACGAUGAUAAUAUAUUUGAUGAAUCUAUUAGCGCUUCCGUAUAUACAACCACCAGCACAAUGGGUUUGUGUUCACAGCCCAAAAUGCCACCUUAUCCCAUUGGAGGUUUUGUCAUAUCAAGUAAUAGCGGGAUGCCCAUAAUAAAACCACAACAACAUCCCACACAUAGCGCCCUAAGGCGAACAACUAAAGAGGAAAAUGGCUCAGAGGACGUUACCCACAGGUCUUACAACACUGAAGCAGAAUCAUAUGGUCUAUUUUCGGAAUGUGAAACACGUCGAACUGCCUCACGACGACAUACGAUUGUUGGGUGUCAAAGUAAUUUCGAUGAGAACCACUCAACCCCACCAUCUCGAUCAGAAUCUCGGCAAUCGGACGUCAAUUCCAAUUCUAGUAGUAGAGAUAUGAACAAACCCAAUAAGUUGAGCUAUUCAAAUCAAACACUACUUCAAAGACGAAGAGCUAAUAAUCAACCAGAGCAAUCAAAACUCGUUUCUCAUCCCACAGAAGUUGUUCCGGUUACUGAUGUCGUCGAUUCCAAUAAUGAAAGACCGUGGAAUAAAUCAUUUUUAGAUGAAAAAACAUGGCAGGAACGAGGUGAUGACCGUUUAUCUCUCACACUAGAAGAAAUUGUGCAUAUUCGCUCUGUAAUGACAAAAGCUGAACUUGAGGGGCUUCCCGUAGGUGUACGUGUUAAAGAGGAUGUUGAAAAACGAAAAGUAUGUUUCUUAUGCCUUCGUACACGUUUUUCCAUAUUUGGACCUUGGGGUAUACAAUGCAAAUUAUGCCAGCGAACUGUUUGUUCAAAGUGUUAUACCAAGAUGCGCAUACCAUCUGAGCAUUUUCGCAAUGUGCCCCUAGUACUUAUAUCACCAUCACUGCUGGCUAGUCCCGCUGGCUCGAAUACACCUUCUCCAUCACACUAUUCUAAUCAUUCACAUUCGGCAUCUACUGGUAAUAUUUUGGAUGAAACAUUUCCUAAAUCCUUAAUUGAACGACUGUUACGAGCAGAACCACAAAGAAAGACUCGACACACCGUAGGUAGUGCACCUUCUUCCCCAAAACACCAAAGAUCCAAUAUGAGUACUCCCGGCAUCAUGACUAUGAGCGAAAUUACCACUAAUACAACAAAUUAUGCUGCUGCAGUAGCCACAGGUCAAGCGGUUGAGGCAAUGUACGACACGGCAACAACAUCCUACAAGAGUGGCGUUAAUCUAACAUCUGAUGCGGCAUAUAAUGCUGGCGUUGAUGUUAUUGGAAGCAGCAAUUUCAACAACAACAAAGAAUACCACUCUGGUGGUAGUAUAAUUGCAACGGCAAACUCGACAGCCCAAAUCUGUAACAAACAUAUUAGUAAUAUGUCUCGUAGUGUAGAAGGUCCUCGAAGCUUGCCUGUGAAUAGUCCAGCUCGUCAUUAUUCAAACAAUAGCACCCUAGAUAGAAAGAAUAAAUUUGCACGUACAUUGGCACUGUCCUCCUCUAGUGCUAACUUUGGCCAAGAUCUGAAGGAAAGCAUUCGUGGCGAACAAGUACCUGUUUGUAAUGACUGCAAAGGCCUUGUUAUGGAAAUUACAAGAUCAUCAAAACAAACACGAUCAUCUGCUCGUAAUCGAACUAUACGCAAUUUGACAUUAGACUUAUCUCCUGUUUACAAAUGAAAUCAUC